AUGCAGCGGUAUACCACUAGGGACAUAUGGGAGAUGGAGGACCGCCAGAGCCCGCGCAUGGGUUGCAGCGUCGUCCUCGGCGUUGACGGUGGCGCCAGCAACACCGUCUGCGUCUGCAUCCCGGCCGCCAUGCCCUUCGCCGACCCGCUCCCCGUCCUCGCCCGCGCUGUCGCCGGAUGCUCCAACCAGAACUCCGUAGGAGAGGACAAGGCGAGGGAGACGCUGGAGCGAGUGAUGGCGCAGGCUCUCCACAAGGCUCGCCGGAGACGAUCAAACGUGUGCGCGGUCUGCUUGGCCGUGGCCGGCGUCAACCACCCCAUCGACCAGCACAGAAUGCUGGACUGGCUCAGGUGCUUAUCUCCCAGCCAUGUGAAGCUGUUCGUGGAGAACGACGCAGUGGCGGCACUGGCCAGCGGCACCAUGGGCAAGCUCCACGGUUGCGUGCUCAUCGCAGGGACAGGGACAAUAGCCUACGGUUUCACCAGUGACGGCAGGGAAGCUCGGGCAGCUGGUGCAGGGCCGGUCCUAGGUGACUGGGGAAGUGGCUAUGGGAUUUCAGCACAAGCAUUGACAGCAGUUGUGAGGGCCUAUGAUGGCAGGGGUCCUGAAACAGUACUCACAAACAACAUCCUUGACUUCCUUGGACUCGCAUCGCCGGAUGAACUGAUAGGUUGGACAUAUGAAGACCAAUCUUGGGCACGCAUCGCUGACAUUCUCCCUGUUGUGGUACAAUCUGCCGAAGCCGGCGAUGAAGUAGCAAACAAGAUCUUGCACAAUUCAGUUGGUGAACUAGCUUCCAGUGUCAAGACUGUAGUGCAGAGACUUGCGCUGAGUGGGGAAGACGGAAAAGAUCUAUUCCCUCUUGUUAUGGUCGGUAAAGUUCUUGAGGCAAACAAGAGGUGGGACAUUGGAAAGGAAGUGAUAAAUUGUGUUACCAAGACUUAUCCAGGGGCAUAUCCAAUACAUCCCGAGGUGGAACCAGCUGUUGGUGCAGCAUUACUAGCAUGGAAUGCUAUAGCAAGUGAAUUGGAUGGUGAUCUUAGGGCUGCUGCUUAA
Messenger RNA from Triticum turgidum subsp. durum (durum wheat), 1056 nucleotides. The record is from the annotation of a GenBank genome assembly. Lineage: Eukaryota; Viridiplantae; Streptophyta; Magnoliopsida; Poales; Poaceae.